Mesorhabditis belari is the source of this 1284-nucleotide messenger RNA. Lineage: Eukaryota; Metazoa; Nematoda; Chromadorea; Rhabditida; Rhabditidae. The record is from the annotation of a GenBank genome assembly.
AUAAAAAUCAUUUCUCGACUUUCCCUUCCCUUCCCGAGCCCAGCUUCUCGCCUUUUCUACAGCAUGGGUUCUAAAGUCAUUCCUCUCAUCGUAGCUCUUAUUUCUUUAAAUUCUUUAUCCGCUCAAUCACCAACUGCCGCUUGUGUGGCCUGUGUGAACAAUCCCACUCAAUACUUCAACACGGCUACGAACACUUGCGUGAAUCUCGUUCUCUGGGGCCUGCGGGACGCCGUCUGUGGCCUCACUCUCCCCAACUCAACCGCUGUCUGUGAUCCGUUCAAUUGCCCUGUUGACCCACCAUCGACUUUCGCCUACAAUGAGAACAACGCAAAAAAUGUUUAUUGGAGAUUGCAAGGAGCAUUGAAGCUAGACACCGCCUCGCCUACAUUCACCCAGUGUACGCAAAAUGCUGCCUCUGAUAUUAUUUUCGUUGAUCGUGUCAAUGUGACUUGUGGAGUGCCGUUUCCCAUUGAUACAUGCAUUACUGAUGUCUAUGUGAUCCCAUCGCUUUCACAAAUCGUUUCGGUCUCUCGUGGAUCGAACAAUAUCACACAGAUUUUUCAAAUGGUGUUGACACUUGCCGCUCCAAUCUAUCCAAUUCUUUCAAAUGGAAAUAAUGGAAUGUUGGCUAUCAGCUACUUCCAAGAUGCGGCCAAUAAAACGUGGGAAGUGAAUGGCCAAGGAGUGCAGACACAGAUUUUCAUACCAUUUCUUGAUUGGUCUGAAUCGCUGGAACCGGUUGAAGUGAUUGAUGUGAGGAAUGAUCGAAUUGAUAUCCAUUGGAGAGUGCCUGAAGAGUUUCUGAAUGCCACUACAAAGCAGAGACUCGUCGUAGCAAUAAUGAAAGAACAAGAGCUUCAAAAGCGUCAUCCAAAAUCUUUUCAUGUGGAGGGUCAUCUCCGUGAUUACACAUUCAUCAAUCUACAAGGCAACACUUCAUAUCGAGUCAGUGUCGAGGCGUUUAGCCAUGAUGGGACGAGUCUUUGGUAUGGGAGUAAUGUGGCUAAAACUUCGCUAGCAGCUUUAAAUUGGCUACCACCACCAAUGGAGUUGAUGGUGAUCGCAAAGGGAAAUGAUUCCCUUGAAAUCUCGUGGGCUCCACCCGAUAUCUCAACUGGCCAACAUCACGUUGCGAUUAAUCAAUAUUUUAUAAACGUCUACGAAUUCUACCCCGAAUCGCAAACGUUUACAAAGAAAUUUACAACAAAUAUCCCAAUACCGAAGACUUCAUUCCUUGGAACGAGACUUAAUCCAGGAAAUGUCUACAACAUAACAAUACAGGCA